Messenger RNA from Podospora anserina S mat+, 831 nucleotides. RefSeq lists its product as uncharacterized. Gene Ontology annotation, molecular function: ATP binding; AMP kinase activity. The record is from RefSeq and is a predicted model, not a curated record. Gene Ontology annotation, biological process: ADP biosynthetic process. The transcript is spliced from 4 exons. Bases 1 to 831 code for a protein of 276 amino acids. NCBI's taxonomy places the organism in Eukaryota, Fungi, Ascomycota, Sordariomycetes, Sordariales, Podosporaceae. Gene Ontology annotation, cellular component: cytoplasm; mitochondrion.
AUGGGAUACAUCGACGACGAGGUCAAGCGUCUCCAGGGCGUCAUUGCCAACCUGGAGGGCAGAGUCCAGGCUCUCGAGACCAAGCAGUUUGGUCCCAGCUCCCAGAAGAAGACUGUCGAGGAGGUCCGCGCCAUUCUGAUCGGUCCUCCCGGUGCUGGCAAGGGAACACAAGCGCCCAGACUUAAGGAGAAGUUCAACUGCUGCCAUCUUGCCACCGGUGACAUGCUCCGGUCCCAGGUUGCCAAGAAGACCCCCCUCGGCCAAGCGGCUAAGAAGAUCAUGGAUGCCGGCGGUCUCGUCUCUGACGAGAUUGUCAUUGGCAUGAUCAAGGAGGAGCUCGACAACAACAAGGAGUGCAAGGGCGGCUUCAUCCUUGACGGUUUCCCCCGCACCGUCCCCCAGGCCGAGGGUCUCGACAAGAUGCUCCGCGAGCGCAACCAGACCCUCCAGCACGCCGUCGAGCUCAAGAUUGACGACGAGCUCCUCGUAGCGCGCAUCACCGGCCGUCUGGUCCACCCCGCCUCGGGCCGCAGCUACCACGUCAAGUUCAACCCUCCCAAGAAGGAGAUGACCGACGACAUCACGGGCGAGCCAUUGAUCCAACGCUCCGACGACAAUGCCGACGCUCUCAAGAAGCGCCUCGAGACCUACCACAAGCAGACCACCCCUGUGGUCAACUACUACCAGAAGACGGGCAUCUGGAAGGCCAUUGACGCCUCCCAGGAGCCCGGCCAGGUCUGGAAGAGCCUGCUCGCCAUCUUUGACGGCGACAAGUCCAAGGCUAGCAAGGCUGGCAGCACCAUCCUCAGCAAGCUCACCCACAGCUCUUAG